Molecule: messenger RNA, 2061 nt
Organism: Phyllostomus discolor (pale spear-nosed bat)
Lineage: Eukaryota; Metazoa; Chordata; Mammalia; Chiroptera; Phyllostomidae
Product: ornithine decarboxylase-like
Exons: 1
Coding region: 327-1715 (462 amino acids)
Cellular component (GO): cytoplasm
Molecular function (GO): ornithine decarboxylase activity
Source: RefSeq, a predicted model, not a curated record
UGCCUCUGCCGCCGCCUCCCCUCUCCCGGUGCCACCUCGGGCCCGCAGUCCUCCGCGGGAGGGAGCGAGGCGGCGGGCCGGCGGCCAGGCGGGCGCUGACGGGGCGGUCGGUGGUCCUGUGCGCUCGGCGGCUUCGGCGGCGUCUCCAUGGGGUCGGCCUGAGGCUCCUCUGCGCUGCCAGGACAGUGCUGCUGCGGCCAGAGAAGGCCCGUCCUCCGCGGGGCUCGGAAUUCCUGGAGCUGCUUUUGUGAAGAGCUGACAAUACUUCCUUUAAAUUCCACCUUACUUUUCCUUUUUGUGGAGUCUCAGACGAGUACCCAGACACCAUGAACAGCUUUACUGAUGAAGAGUUUGGCUGUCAUUUCCUCGAUGAAGGCUUCACUGCCAAGGACAUCCUGGACCAAAAAAUUAAUGAAGUUUCUUCUUCCGAUGACAAGGACGCCUUCUACGUUGCGGACCUGGGGGACAUCCUGAAGAAACACCUGAGGUGGCUGAAAGCUCUUCCUCGGGUCACCCCUUUUUACGCGGUCAAGUGCAAUGACAGCAGAACCAUAGUGAAGACCCUUGCUGCCAUCGGGACGGGGUUUGACUGUGCCAGCAAGAUGGAAAUACAGCUGGUGCAGAGUCUCGGGGUGCCUCCAGAGAGGAUCAUCUAUGCAAAUCCUUGUAAACAAGUGUCUCAGAUUAAAUACGCUGCCAAUAACGGAGUCCAGAUGAUGACUUUCGAUAGUGAGGUCGAGCUGAUGAAAAUGGCCAGGGCGCAUCUGAAGGCCAAGUUGGUUUUGCGGAUCGCCACGGAUGACUCCAAAGCAGUGUGUCGUCUCAGUGUUAAAUUCGGUGCCACUCUCAAGACGAGCAGGCUGCUCUUGGAGCGGGCGAAAGAGCUCAAUGUCAACGUCAUCGGUGUCAGCUUCCACGUGGGCAGCGGCUGCAGCGACCCUGAGACCUUCGUGCAGGCCAUCUCCGAUGCCCGCUGCGUCUUCGACAUGGGGGCUGAGGUCGGUUUCAACAUGUACCUGCUGGACAUCGGUGGUGGCUUUCCUGGAUCUGAGGAUGUAAAGCUUAAAUUCGAAGAGAUCACCAGUGUCAUCAACCCGGCUCUGGACAAGUAUUUCCCCCCCGACUUGGGGGUGACGGUCAUCGCGGAGCCCGGCAGAUACUACGUUGCGUCAGCGUUCACGCUUGCAGUUAACAUCAUCGCCAAAAAACUGGUGUUGAAGGAGCAAACGGGCUCUGACGACGAGGACGAGUCGAGCGAGAAGACCUUCAUGUAUUACGUGAACGACGGGGUGUACGGGUCCUUCAACUGCAUCCUGUACUACCACGAGCACGUGAGGCCCGUCCUGCAGAAGCGGCCCAAGCCCGAUGAGAAGCACUACUCCUCCAGCAUCUGGGGACCCACGUGCGACGGCCUGGACCGCAUCGUGGAGCGCUGCGCCCUGCCCGAGAUGCACAUGGGGGACUGGCUGCUCUUCGAGAACAUGGGCGCCUACACCGUCGCCGCCGCCGCCUCCACCUUCAACGGGUUCCAGCGGCCGACCGUCUACGACGUGAUGCCGGGGCCCGCAUGGCAGCUGAUGCAGCAGGUCCAGAACUGCGACGCCCUGGCUGCCGCGGAGGAGCAGGACGUGAGCGCCCUGCCGGUGUCCUGCGCCUGGGAGAGCGGGAUGGAGCUGCACCCGGCAGCCUGCGCCUCAGCUCGCAUUAAUGUGUAGAUGCCGUUCGUGUAGCUGUUACCGCGAGGGUAGCUUGAAUUACGGGAUUGGAGGGGACCACGUAACUUAAUUAUUGCUAGUUCUGAAACGUCUUUGUAAGUAGGGUGGCACAGAUGGAACGUGAUGGGGGCUAGGAGUUGGGGUCACACUUACCUGUGUUCCUAUGGAAACUAUUUGAUUACUUGUUUUAUACAGAUUUUUACUCGGUUUUCAGACUCUACUAAAGAGUGCCCCUCGGCCGCCACGCAAGCAUUUGUAGCUUGUUUGUUGGCCUUAAUGGGCCAGAAGCUCAGUGUUGUGACCUGUUUUUAAAAUAAAGUACCUUGAAAAUUAAAAAAAAAAAAAA